Rhineura floridana is the source of this 3118-nucleotide messenger RNA. RefSeq names its product ATPase phospholipid transporting 8B4 (putative) (gene ATP8B4). The transcript is spliced from 20 exons. Gene Ontology annotation, cellular component: plasma membrane. Bases 227 to 3115 code for a protein of 962 amino acids. The record is from RefSeq and is a predicted model, not a curated record. Gene Ontology annotation, biological process: Golgi organization; phospholipid translocation. Gene Ontology annotation, molecular function: magnesium ion binding; ATPase-coupled intramembrane lipid carrier activity; ATP hydrolysis activity. Lineage: Eukaryota; Metazoa; Chordata; Lepidosauria; Squamata; Rhineuridae.
UCACUCACCAGGAGCUCUGGACGCUGCUACAACAGCCAACCUGCCUUACUGUUUUCCUUGCUUUUUGUGGGACCAGAGCCAUGACAUCAGGUGGCACAGAGAACUAAGUAGCUUAGGUUUUGAGAACCUAUGAGAAGUUGAGUGUGAAGCUCCUAAUGGCAAGCUGAAUAGAUUUGCUGGAGUUCUUUCCUGGAAUGAUAACAAACACUGCCUUAAUAAUGAAAAGAUGCUGCUACGAGGUUGUGUACUGAGAAACACUGAGUGGUGCUUUGGAAUGGUUAUUUUUGCAGGCCCUGACACCAAACUGAUGCAGAACAGUGGCAAAACAGAAUUUAAACGAACAAGCAUUGAUCGGCUAAUGAAUACUUUAGUAUUGUGGAUCUUUGGACUUUUAGUAUUCAUGGGAAUCAUUCUGGCAAUAGGAAAUUCCAUUUGGGAGCAUCAGACUGGAAUCCAAUUCAGAAUUUACUUGUCUUGGAGUGAAGUGGUGAACAGUUCUAUAUUUUCAGGAUUUCUAACAUUUUGGUCAUACAUUAUCAUACUCAAUUCAGUUGUGCCCAUUUCUUUAUACGUAAGUGUGGAAGUGAUUCGCCUUGGACAUAGCUACUUUGUCAACUGGGACAAUAAAAUGUAUUAUUCCAAAGAAAACACACCUGCUGAGGUUCGGACAACAACUCUCAGUGAAGAACUGGGGCAAAUUGAAUACAUUUUUUCAGACAAAACCGGGACACUCACUCAAAACAUAAUGACUUUUAAUAAGUGCUCUAUCAACGGAAAAGUGUAUGGCGAUGUGUAUGAUGACCUGGGCCGCAAAACAAUAAUCAAUGAGAAAACAAUGGCUGUGGAUUUCUCAUUCAAUCCAUUCGCGGACAGCAAAUUCUGCUUUUACGACCACAGUUUAGUCGAAUCCAUUUCACUGGGAGACCCGGAAGUACACGAAUUCUUUAGGCUGCUUUCUCUCUGCCAUACAGUCAUGUCUGAAGAGAAAACCUCAGACGAAUUGAUUUACCAAGCACAAUCGCCAGAUGAAGGUGCUCUUGUUACCGCUGCCAGGAACUUUGGGUUUGUCUUUAAGUCUCGAACUCCUGAGACCAUCACAGUAGUAGAAAUGGGCAAAGUUGUGACUUACCAGCUGUUGGCAAUCUUGGAUUUCAAUAACACCCGGAAAAGAAUGUCUGUGAUAGUUCAAAACCCCGAUGGACAGAUAAGACUUUACUCAAAGGGGGCAGACACUAUUUUAUUUGAAAGGCUUCAUCCAUCUAGUAAGACCCUCAUGUCUUUAACAUCAGAACAUCUUGCGGAGUUUGCUGGAGAAGGUCUCCGAACAUUAGCUCUUGCAUACAAAAAUGUGAAUGAAGAGCAAUUUCAGGAGUGGUUUGAAGUUUAUCAGAAAGCCAGCAGCUCACGAGAUAAUCGGGAUGAACAGCUUGCUUCAGCGUAUGAAGACAUUGAAAAAGACCUGAAGUUACUGGGUGCCACUGCUAUAGAAGACAAACUGCAAGAAGGAGUUUCAGAAACCAUUGCAAGCUUAUCACUAGCCAACAUUAAGAUCUGGGUACUAACAGGAGACAAGCAAGAAACUGCCAUGAACAUUGGUUACUCCUGCCACAUGCUCACUGACGCCAUGGAUGAGAUUUUCAUAGUAGAUGGUCACACACAAAAAGAAGUAUGUGAAGAACUUAGGAAAACAAAAGAUCUUAUGUUUGGACUAAGCAAAGAUCUUUCUGAUGGACAUGCUUGUGAUGAAAAACUCCAAAAAUCAAUGCAAAACUUGGAAGAGACUGUCACUGGUGAUUAUGCCUUAGUAAUAAAUGGUCAUAGCCUUGCUCAUGCACUUGAGGCUGAUCUGGAAAAUGAAUUCGUGGAAGCUGCUUGCUCUUGUAAAGCUGUGAUCUGCUGCAGAGUCACUCCCUUGCAGAAAGCACAGGUUGUGGAGCUGGUCAAAAAGCACCGGAAAGCUAUCACCUUGGCCAUUGGAGAUGGAGCCAAUGAUAUUGGCAUGAUCAAAAGUGCCCACAUAGGGGUUGGCAUCAGUGGCCAGGAAGGCACCCAGGCCAUUUUGAACAGUGAUUAUUCUUUUGCCCAAUUCCGAUACCUCCAGAGGCUCUUGCUUGUCCACGGCAGGUGGUCAUACUUCCGGAUGUGCAAGUUCUUGUGUUACUUCUUCUAUAAAAAUGUUGCCUUCACUCUGGUACACUUCUGGUUUGGUUUCUUCUGUGGUUUUUCAGCCCAGACUGUUUAUGACCAGUGGUUUAUCACCCUCUUCAACAUUGUGUACACUUCUCUGCCUGUACUAGCUAUGGGCUUGUUCGAUCAGGAUGUGGAUGAGCAGAACUGCCUCAAUUUUCCAAAGCUCUACGAACCUGGGCAAUUAAAUCUCCUGUUCAACAAGCGCAGAUUUUUCAUCUGCAUAGCACAUGGAAUCUAUACCUCAGUGGUUCUUUUCUUCAUCCCUUAUGGUGCGUUUUAUGAUGCAGUUGGAGAAGAUGGGAACCAUAUUGCUGACUACCAGUCUUUUGCAGUCACCAUUGCAACAUCUUUGAUCAUCGUAGUCAGUGUUCAGAUUGCCUUGGACACCAGUUACUGGACAGGCAUCAACCAUUUCUUCAUCUGGGGUAGCAUCGCUGUGUAUUUUGCAAUCUUAUUUGUGAUGCAUACUGAUGGCAUUUUUUAUUUAUUUCCAAACCACUUCCCUUUUGUAGGAAAUGCUUGGAACUCCCUGGGCCAGAUCGAUGUUUGGCUUGUCAUUCUGUUGACUACUGUGGUUUCGGUCACGCCUGUGAUCAUGUUUCGUUUUAUGAAGGUGGAUUUAAACCCAGCAUUGAGUGAUCAGGUAAAGAUCUCGCACAAGGUUAAGGAGAAGCAGCGUCCAUUGCGGAUGCACAUUCGUCAAAGGCACAGAACUAGCCCAUGGAGAUCUGCCUAUGCUUUUGCCCAUCAAGAAGGCUUUGGGGAGCUUAUAACAACUGGAAAGAAUAUGCGUGUCAGUAAUUUACAUUCAGUGCUGGGGAUAGGAAAAGCUAUGCAGAACAGCUGGACUGAGAAUUUGCGUAAGAGAACAUUAGAAUGUGAACAGCUUCAGCUGAGAAAGAUCUCGAAGACUCUAAAUCAAUAAGUA